This is a messenger RNA of Ceratitis capitata (Mediterranean fruit fly), 1431 nucleotides long. Its product is annotated as beta-1,4-N-acetylgalactosaminyltransferase bre-4. Lineage: Eukaryota; Metazoa; Arthropoda; Insecta; Diptera; Tephritidae. Gene Ontology annotation, molecular function: N-acetyl-beta-glucosaminyl-derivative 4-beta-N-acetylgalactosaminyltransferase activity. The record is from RefSeq and is a predicted model, not a curated record. The transcript is spliced from 6 exons. Gene Ontology annotation, biological process: carbohydrate metabolic process; glycosphingolipid biosynthetic process. Bases 197 to 1387 code for a protein of 396 amino acids.
CGACCAUUGCUUAUAAAUUGCACAAGUAAAUAUAGUGUUUUGUGGACAAGUGUAUGGAAAUUGGACCUCGCUGGGGUAGAUUUACGUUGUAAGUUUCCAAAUGGCGUUUUUGGAGUUUUCUGAUUUUGUUGGUGAAAUCUAUCUUCAACAAGAGAAGAUCUGGACAGUGGCAUAAUUGUGAUAACGACCAGCGGCAAUGACUCUCUUCACUAAAGCGAACGGUGUGAGGGCAAUGCUGUGUCUGGUCGGGAUGUGGGUGCUGUUCAGUGCGUUCCUGAGUUAUAUAGAUAAUAAAACUGCAACAUAUUCGACUUUUAGUAGGCUUAGCAUUCGGCAUGUGCAUAGGUUUGCUAAAACAGUUAAUGUUUCCAGUGAUUCAUAUAGUAAUAAAAGCUCGAAGGGAAAUGAUAUAUUGACUUCAGGAAACCAGGCGGCCCAACUUUUUGAUGUCGGUGCUCAAAUAGUUGGUUCCUCAUUAAGCCAACAGAACAAUAUUUCGAAGAAAUAUAAUCAAUCCAAAAAUGGUAUAAUUCGCACCAUAAAAAAUCAGUACUCAGUGUCUUUAAAGUAUGGAUGUAAGGAGCCACAAUACGAUGAAAAUGAAGGACCCAUAAGUCCGAAUACAACACUUGAGUCACUGGACAUUGUGGAAGCUGAGCUUGCCCCAUUGUUAAAACCGGGUGGAAGCUUUCAACCACAUGAUUGCAUUCCAAAGGAUCACGUCGCAAUUGUUGUGCCAUUCCGUGAUCGCUAUGCGCAUUUAGCAGUAUUUUUACGAAACAUACAUCCGUUUUUAAUGAAACAGCAUAUCGCCUAUAGAAUAUUUCUUAUUGAGCAAACAAACGGAAGAGCAUUUAAUCGUGCAGCUUUGAUGAAUAUUGGCUUCUUAGAAGCAUUGAAAAUAUAUCCAUGGGACUGUUUUAUCUUCCAUGACGUUGACUUAUUGCCGUUGGAUAACCGAAACUUAUAUACAUGUCCGCGACAACCGCGCCACAUGUCGGUCUCUAUAGACACAUUAAACUUCAAGUUGCCUUAUCGUUCAAUUUUUGGAGGGGUGUCCGCUAUGACACGCGAGCAUUUUCAGUUAGUGAAUGGUUUUUCGAAUUCCUACUUUGGUUGGGGAGGCGAAGACGACGACAUGUCCAAUAGAUUGAAGCAUGCAAAUUUGUUCAUAUCAAGGUAUCCUGUUAAUAUAGCACGAUAUAUGAUGUUAAAACAUCCCAAGGAAAAGGCCAACCCUAAAAGAUAUGAGAAUCUCGUGAAUGGAAUCAGCAAGAUAGAAAUGGACGGCAUAAAUUCCAUUAAAUAUAAUAUAUAUAGCAUACAAGAAUUUUCAACUUUUACUUGGUAUUUAGCCGAAUUAAAAAUCGUCGAUCAAACUAGUUAAUAUAUAUAAUCAUAUAUAUAUAUAUAUAUAUAUAUAUACAUAUA